AUGCACCUUCAAGUUCAACGGCUCCGCGACCUCCGCGAAGACGACUCUGCCUCAUCCCGGGGCUCGUACUCCGGUGUGGACGUUGAGGCGGGGGCGGAAUUGAGUGGGGUUGAGGAGGAGGAGGAGGAGGAGGAGGAGGAGGAGGAGGAGGAGGAGGAGGAGGAGAGGUUUGAGGAACGAUCGUCGGAUGUGAUAUGGCAUCAGAGGAACGAUCGUCGGAUGCGAUAUGUCUUCGGACCCGAGCACAGCCCAAGCGAUAUGCCUUCGGAAGAGAACUCGGCGUAUGCGAUAUCACAUCGGAGCGCCCAAGCGAUAUGCCUUCGGAAAGGGUGUAUGCGAUAUCGCAUCGGAGCAACGAUCGUGGGGUGA
This is a messenger RNA of Stereum hirsutum FP-91666 SS1, 369 nucleotides long. RefSeq lists its product as uncharacterized. NCBI's taxonomy places the organism in Eukaryota, Fungi, Basidiomycota, Agaricomycetes, Russulales, Stereaceae. The coding region runs from base 1 to 369 and encodes 122 amino acids. The transcript has 3 exons. The record is from RefSeq and is a predicted model, not a curated record.